GGAAGUACCCCAAAUUCAAGACGCGACAGAAUACCGAGUAACGACAGAAUGAGUGCUGCAGUAAAGCCUGUCCCAGUGAGGACGUCGUUCCCUCCUAAUCAAACCAUUUACAUCACCAAUUUACCUUCGUCGAAGAUUCAAAAAGAUGAUUUACGAAGAGAACUCUACACAUUAUGCUCGACUUACGGCCCAGUCCUCGAUGUCAUAGCUCUUAAGUCAAUGAAGAUGAGGGGCCAAGCACAUGUAGUGUAUAGAGAUAUCCAGACCGCGACUCAAGCUAUGAGAGCAUUACAAGGAUUUGAGUUUCUUGGACGUGAAAUGAAUAUCCAAUAUGCCAAAUCAAAGUCAGACACCAUCGCCAAGUUGGACGGUACUUUCCGUGUGCCUUCUGCAGCAGCGGCUGCAGUCACGGCCACAGAAUUGCAGCAAAGUAUUUUCAAUGCGCCACCUUCCGCAGCUAUCACUACGAGCAAUUUACCUCCUCCACCACCGCCAUCAACCCUCCAAGUUCCAGCUCCCACCUCUGAUCACGCUAUGGAAGAUGCAACAAGCCCAAGUGCAAGUGUUGCUGGACAGAAAAGACGCAGGGAUGAAGAGGAGGAAGAAGAUAGUGAAGGAGACGUUGCAAUGGAGGAAGACAGUGAUGACGAUUAGCGACUGAUGAUAUUGCAUGGCAACGGCGUUGGGGGAUUUGUUUGAGGCGUAUUGGUUUUGGUCACACGGUUAUCGACUAAAAUGGAUCUAAAGGGCUACGGCUCCUAUACAAUUCGCAUA
Molecule: messenger RNA, 774 nt
Organism: Botrytis cinerea B05.10
Lineage: Eukaryota; Fungi; Ascomycota; Leotiomycetes; Helotiales; Sclerotiniaceae
Gene: Bcmsl1
Product: Bcmsl1
Exons: 2
Coding region: 49-654 (201 amino acids)
Molecular function (GO): RNA binding
Source: RefSeq, a predicted model, not a curated record